CGGGGCAUCGGUUCCUUCGUGCGAAUUAUAUGUUCACUGCAGGGCCGGUCAUCGACCAAAGCGCACGUUGUCUCUCGCUCGUGCACGGACCUGCCGAAAAUUUCCUUCAAAUCGCUUCGACAUCCACGAAGAUAAAGGGGUGAAGGUACCCCGAAGAGAUUCGUCGCGUUUAUUUGCUCGGUGAUGCACAUUUGACGACCGCGAAGACUGAUUGAGUAUAUAGGUGCCACGCUAAUGAGAUGUUGCGUAUUUUCGUGAUAAAACAUAUCUGGGAUUAAUUAAUGUAGAAAAGCAAUGCGAGUUUGAGUGUUGGUGAAAUUUAAGAGUGUUUCAUGUGGAAGCAGGCUUCAUCCGUUGUUCAUUGAUUCCUACGUGGAACGUUGAAUGUUGACUUCAAGCACAUCAGGGAACGAUAGUAUGAAGAAGAAUUUCACUUGGAAACAACGACUGACCAGCGAAAAGUAAGACGCUAAUUUGGCAUGCUUCCAUCUCCAAUCUAAGAAGUGGCGCGAAAAAUUUCAAGGAGUGCGUAAUAGAAUCUACUCAAAAAUUCUGAUUUCGCCGUUCAUUUCAAAGACAUCUAUUCACAAAGAUCAUCUAGCAAACAUGUCUCGAGUCCCUCUCAUGACUUCGGAAAACAGCCUACAGGACACGGAUCGUUGCACCACGGUGAUGCUCGAGGCUGGCUUGCCUGGCGAUUCGUGGACGUAUUGUGUCGAGCGUGAAAGACUGGCUAGAAGGUCGGAAUGGUUUCGGGCAAUGCUAACAGGCCCCCUCGCACCACCACUGGCGAAUCCGCCACCGUCGUUGCAGUUACAGCAUGUGGACAAGCGAGCGUUCGAUCAUUUUCUCAGAUACCUUCACGACGAACCAGUGAAUUUUAUAUCGGUGUCGACAGCCAGGGCCACGCUCGACGCGGCCCAUCAGUACCUCUGUUCCGGACUCGCAAACCUCGCCGUAGCCUACCUGGAGGAGCAUCUGACGCCAUCGACCGUGCUCGAGAUUUAUCAGGGUCUUCGACUCUAUGCGAACGAGCCGGUAGAACGAUCCGGCUUCAGCAGAUCGCCCAUCUCGCCAACAGCACCGCCACUGCCUGGGGACGACGCCGGCCAAAUCGCUGCUGUAUGCACCCGUCUUCUGCUCGGGUGCUUGUCCGUGAUAGACUCGAAUCCGGCGGCAGUGUUGCAGCAGGAACGCUUCGAAGAGCUCAGCGCGCAGGAGAUUCUCCAAUUAGCCAGCCGUGAUACUCUAAACCUCACCAACGAGUUUAUUCUCUUUUCCGCGUUGGACAGGUGGGCCGCGGCCGAGUGCAGGCGACAAGGUAUCGAACCUGUGCCAGUCAACAAGAGAGCUGUUCUCUCGGAUGACAUUUGCUUUAGCGUGCGGUAUCUACUCAUGAACGAUCAUGAAUUCCUCAAUGGUCCAAUGGCGAGCGGCAUCCUGACUAAUGACGAGUGCGUGCACAUCGUCUUCAAGAUCCUCGGGCACUCUAAUAACCCGGAAAACAAUCAUCUCCCGGGUACUACAGCUGUUCAUCCGUCCAGAUUAUGCAAUACACCUAGAAUUAAGGCGUGCAGGAUGGAAGAAGACGAAGACCGCAAUGCAUUGAAGCCGGGAAAAAAGGAGCGGCAGGAUAAUCGGAAAAAUAGAAGAAAGGAGUGCGUCAGUCAAGGACAAAGAACGUGCGCUAGAAUCGGAAAUUGCCUCAUACAAAUCCUAGCUUGCGUAUUCGACUAAACAAUAACGCGAUUACAAUUAAAUGCAGGGGGUUUCGAUUGUCCCACCGAGAAGAAUGUUACGUUACCCCCUUUGUCACUGUCUUUUCGGUUGCAACUUUAGCUGGAGGAAUAAAGGAAUACGAAAUGACGAAGUUAAAAACAAGAACUUCAGAUAUUCAAGUCUGAAGAGCGAAAAAUAGUAACAAAAUACUCAAUUAUUUAUGCAAGUUAUCCAACUACCAAAUCUAAGUUUUACAGGUGAUUCGGUUUCUGUGUGAGUGUUGCAUCAUUAAAGCUCAUAAAGUUUCGACUCAAAGAUUGAACUCUCAACGAAAUAUUCAUAAAGAUUCCUCGCUAAUAUUGUAACUUUGCGUUUCUCUCGCAGACGUGAAAAGACGUGUGAUUCUCGUCGUAAUCAUGGAAUAUUAUUAAAAAUAUGACGCGAUUACACGAAUCAGAAAUAUUAAAGAACUCUGUAAAAGAUUUAGGCGAUAUUUUUAAUGGCGAUAGAGACUGAAAUGUCUAGAAACGUUUUUGUUAUGUUUUUAGAGAUGUAUUUAAAUCUUCGACGAAUUUUUAUCAGUAAGAUACUAUUUUUAAGAAGCAAACGUGCGCACAUAGGCUCGUUGGAACUUUUCUACUGCGUGAAAAUUUAAAACUGUUGUAUCCCGCUUCCAUUGUUAUUGUAAAAAACAUUUUGUCGAUUACACAUGCUUUGUUACUUUGUUACUGAGACGUUUUGUGCUUUCGUUUGCGGCUACGCGCGCAAACUCUACAAUCUUUUAAUACUGUCAUAAAAUAAAUUCACGUUUUCUACUUUGAUGAUUUUUUUUUUCUACUUAACAAUAAUACAAAUUUUUCAAUGUCCAUUUUACAAGGAAAUGAGACUUUCCGAAACUUUAAUUGGAUGAUUAUCAAGAGAAGAUAUUCUAUUUGUAUAAACAAAUUCUUGUUGGUCCAACUAAUAUAUGUAUCUUUUUCUUCGUAAAUCUGACGAAGAAAAGUAUGCUGCGUGUGCUGCGUAAGUCAUAUGAAAUUUACGUCAUUACAAGUGUGUGCUCUGUUACGUGUUAUUACGAUAUCUUCGUUGUGUUCAUAAUUGCUGUUUAGAGUAUAUGAUCUUUAAAUUAUCUGUAAUGAAGCAUAGUAUGCAGAAUCAUGGCUGGCCCAUGGCUGGACCAUGGGUGUAAAAAUUGAGAACAAUAUUUAAAGAUAUAUAUUAUCUUACAAAUCGAAUCGAGAAUUGUCAAAAAAAGAAAUCUUUAACCAUUUUGAUACCUCCAAUUAACUUUUGAAAAUUUUAUCUUUCUUAUUUAUCAAAAGCUUCGACAAUUUUAGAGCAUCUCUAGAUAUAUAUCAAUUUAACGUAUAAGAAUGUGAUUACAAGUUGGAUAUUUUAGACCAAAAGUUUAGAAAAUUUAACGUGUGGUUAAGUAUGAUCAUCUUGAAAAUAGCAAUUGUUUUACAUUGGCAGACACUUAGCAAACUUUUACAACUUUACAUUUAUGCAAUUUAUACGUUGCCACUUAUAAAUAUGGUUUAUUUUUAAUUGAACGUUAGUUCGCGAAUCUUGCGCUUUUUUAGCGUAUGCUUUGAUAGAGUUACAGACUGAUCCACGCGCGCGGUCAUGCUUAUAUAUUUAAAACUUCUGUGAUCAUUGAGAGAAAAUAGGGAACCUAUUCAAAUGGACGAACGCAAGCGGCUUCAAAUGUGUUCCACUUAUACUCUUGUUUAUACAGAACUCGUGAUAUGUCAGUAUCGUUUUGUACUUUUGUUACAAAACCUGACAAAAGCGCGACUAGACCGAUGCACAUUCAACCUCGUUAAUGUGAAUGGUAUUAUUAGAAAAACUGUCAGCACUAGUCAGUAGAUUUGUUGAUAUAGGUCGAUUGCCAAACGCAUGUUUUGAUUCCUUGUGUAUUAAUAUUAAAAUACGUUCAACGGCGUGAAUGUAAAAUACAUAUGAGAUAUUUAAGAUAGAGUAAAGAUAGAGUAUAGUGUCUGUGUUGUAGUUACGAUUUGGUAUUUAGCAAAUUGUUGUGCGAUGGAGCUCAUGAAGGAACAGUGUAAAUAAAAUGCAUACAAAGAAUAU
This is a messenger RNA of Ooceraea biroi (clonal raider ant), 3810 nucleotides long. It is a transcript of the gene axed, whose product is annotated as BTB/POZ domain-containing protein axundead. The record is from RefSeq and is a predicted model, not a curated record. Gene Ontology annotation, molecular function: protein binding. Gene Ontology annotation, biological process: neurogenesis. NCBI's taxonomy places the organism in Eukaryota, Metazoa, Arthropoda, Insecta, Hymenoptera, Formicidae. Gene Ontology annotation, cellular component: cytosol.